CCAGAGCCGUGACAUUAGAUCACAGCAAAUCCCACCAAUUCCAUCGCCAUUUCCUCGCCUUCUCCAAUCAUCUCUCUCACAAAUUAAAAAAAAAAAAACAUGGGUUCCCGUUACGAAGCCGAAGUGGUGAUCUCAUCGGCGAAAGACCUCAAGAACAUCAACUGGCGCCACGGCCAGCUCCGCCCUUACGCCGUCGUCUGGGUCGACCCGAACCAGAAAUCGUCCACCCGGGUCGACGAGGAAGGCGACAAUUCCCCCCUGUGGGACCACACCCUCGUCAUCCCGCUCCCGCCGGGCCCGAUCGACGCGCUCACGCUCCACAUCGACGUCGUCCACGCCGGUCGGGAGGAGGACACCAAGCCGCUCAUCGGAUCGGCCAAGCUCCCGCUCCGUGACGUCAUCGACGAGGCCGGCGGUGUCAGCGGGGAGCGGGUCAAGCGAUCGUUGACCCUCAAGCGCCCUUCCGGCAGGCCCCAGGGGAAAGUGGAGGUGAAGGUCGCGGUGAGGGAGCCGAUUUACCAGGCGCCCGACGCGCGCUACGCGCCCCCUUAUGGAUACGGAGUUCCCGGGUCGCGUGACCCUUACGCUCCUGGUCAUCCCGGUUCGCGUGAUCCUUACGCGCCGGGUCCUCCAGCGGGUUACGGGGCGCCAUACGGGGGACCGCCUAAUUACGGGUACGGGGCACCGGUUCCCCAGCCUUACUACGCCGCCGCGGCUCCACCGCCAAGCGGGUACCUGGCGGCGUACGGAAGCGGCGGCGGGUACGGUGCUCCUCCGCCGACUGCGGCGUACGGGCAGCCGAGCUACGGAAGUGGGUACGGGCAGAAUCAAACGGGGUAUGUGCAGGAGGAGAAGAAGAAAGGUAAGUUCGGCGGGAUGGGGGCAGGAUUGGCUGUGGGCGCGGUGGCGGGAGCUCUGGGUGGAAUCGCAUUGGUGGAAGGGUUCGAUGCUUUGGAGGAUAAGAUCGCCGACGACGCGGCGGAGAAGGUGGAGGAUGACUUGGGAUACGACGACGACGAUUUCUAAUUUUUUUUUUUCUGGAUAAAAGGGGAUGUGUGGGGCCGGAGCUUGCGUUGGUUUUACUUGUUCUACCUUGUUAUGUUUGCUCGCCGAUUGUUCUCGAUUCCGGCCGAUGUUUGCCUUUAGCUAAUUGCCUUUUCCUCCAGUAAUUGACUUUUUACAUUUAUCAAAUGGGCAAAGUAGAAACUGAAAUGAAGAUUGACGAUUCUCCUUAGGUAUGAUUGAUGUAGAAUGAGAAUGACUACACUUGCGAUGUUUGUGUCAAGAAUCAGUUAGUGGCACGGAAAAUAAAUUAGAUUUAAGACG
Linum trigynum is the source of this 1326-nucleotide messenger RNA. The record is from the annotation of a GenBank genome assembly. NCBI's taxonomy places the organism in Eukaryota, Viridiplantae, Streptophyta, Magnoliopsida, Malpighiales, Linaceae.